AAAUUCCCAAAGACAGAUAUUCUCUCAAUACAAUACAGGGGCAUUUUGAGACAUAUUGAUUGGGAAGGAACAGAAAGACCUACUGAGAUCAAGACCAAGAGACCCUGAUUGUAACAUGACAAAAAACAGCAACGUUCUGCAAUCUGUAAACUAGACCUCCUGUCAUAGGGUCUAUGGUGAAGAGGGGUGAACAUAGAGAUACGACUAAAGGAAGACAUUUAUUUGGUGCAUCUGUCCAAGACCCAAGUUCUUAUCACGCUACCUAAACAUCUUUCAAGAAACCGAGCAAUCAACCACAGGAGCUGAAAAUGGGAGAUCAACAAAUUGAGGUUGUUGAUGCUGGGGCUAUACAGCAAGUGCCAGAGCCUAGGCUUGAGAAAAUAAGAGAACUAUCCAUAAUUUCUGUUGAUGUACCUGAGGACUGGAAACAAGGAGGGCGUCUCAUGUCAGGCUUAUUGGGAAUAAAUAUAACUUUGCUGGGAUGUGCACUGAUAAGCAGUGGUGCUUUCUAUGAAGUGGCAGUAGUGGAGCAUGAAGUACUGUCUUUCCUCAGUGUCCUUAUGGGUCUCACUGGCUGUUGGAUGGUUGUCUAUCUCAUAUGGACAUCGAGACAAAAAAAUAGCAUCACCUUGAAGGACUCACAUGCAGGGCCAAUUUGGCUAAGAGGGGGCUUGGCUCUUUUUGGCAUUUGCAGCCUAGUCCUUGAUCUACUGAAGAUUGGAAAAUCAGUUACUCUGGUUCAUUGUGAAUCUCCGCUUAAAAUUAUUCAUCCUGUAAUUCAGGGCCUUUUUAUAGUGAUACAGACAUAUUUUAUCUGGGUAUCCUGUAGAGAUUGUGUACAAGUUCACCUAAAUAUGACAAGGUGUGGCCUCAUGUUGACGCUCAGCACUAACUUGGCUGUAUGGAUGGCAGCUGUGACAGACGAAUCACUACAUCAGUCAGUUCAUGAAGAAUCCUCUACAGUGAACCAAACAAACAAUAGCACCAGAGACCUUAGAGCUGGCGGAGAAUCACAUGGCUGUGUUUGCAUAACGGCAAUUUGUAAAACCUUCCAGACAGGCUAUUAUUACUUGUACCCCUUUAAUAUUGAAUACAGCCUUUUUGCUUCAGCUAUGGCAUAUGUGAUGUGGAAGAACGUGGGACGUGUGAUUAAUCAGGAUUCUCAUCAUACACAUCAUACUUUCCGAGCACCAAAGAGCGUUGUGGGACUUGUCUGUGGGAUUGCUGUCCUUGUUACAGGUCUAGGAAUCUUCAUUGUGUAUGAGAUUGAGGUGAACACUGAGGAAGCCAAAUCUCAAGCUCUCACCAUGUUCUACAUUUUUAACAUUGUAGCACUUAUCCUAAUGUCUGUGAGCUCCAUUAUUGCCUCCAUCAUAUACAGAUUUGACAAGAGAGAUAUGGAUGGUCACAAGAAUCCCACACGUACCUUGGACGUUGCCUUGCUCAUUGGAGCUGCUCUUGGACAGUUUUGCAUAUCUUACUUCUCUAUAGUAGCCAUUGUAGCCACCUUUCCAAGAGACCUUCUCAAUUACUUAAAUUUAGUAUAUUCAUUACUUAUGAUUGUUCAGCACAUAUUGCAAAACACUUUCAUUAUAGAGGGGUUACAUCGAAAACCCAUGCAUGACUGGCACCAAGAAGACCAUAGCUCUGUUGCCUUCCAUGACAAAGAUGUAUUCAAUGAAGUCUACCGCAACCCAGCUGCUGCCAUUUCCACUGACAACCACAAUGGUUCUAACUGCCUGAAUAAACUGGAUACCCAAAGUGUUGGGAUUAUAAACCACUGCAUCACACGAGAUGCAAAAACUGAAUGGAAAAGUAAAGUCCUUAGAGAAGUUUCUUUGUUCUUGCUUCUGUCUAACAUAAUAUUCUGGAUCAUGCCAGCCUUUGGUGCCCGACCACAGUUUGACAAUGGCUUGGAGCUGCGCUUUUAUGGGUAUCCAAUGUGGGUGGCUGUUGUUAACAUUGGCCUCCCUUUUGGGAUCUUCUAUAGGAUGCAUGCUGUUGCCAGUCUUCUGGAGGUCUAUGUGAUGUCGUAACACAGCAUGUGUCAUUUGUGCGAACAAAAUCAUCAUCAAGAACAUUUCUUCAUGUCUUACUAUGACACAAGCCAGCCUCCCAUGAACUUUAAGUCUUUAUUUAGGACAUAAUAAAUAUGAUUCCUUCCAGACAAAAAUGUCUACUGCUCACUUACAUAUUUUAAUGCAUAUAGAGCAUUGCUUUGUAAGCUAAAGGUUUUUUAAAAAAAAAAAAUGAUGAUGUGGUUAUAUGCCCUAACUUGUAAACAUAUGAUUAUAUAUUCAUUUAAAUUAAAUAAAAUUACUGUAUACAGUAUUUUUGUGUAAAUGCCCGUGACCUGAGGGGGCACAUUUGUGAAGGGAAAAACAAUCAGAGGACUGGUAAUUUGCACAUUAGGUUGAACAUUUUAGCUCUAUAAGUUCACUUUUGCAAUGUAAAGGCUCUAACGUGAUUCUUCUGCAAGAAAUUGACUGUAUAACAGAGUUGAAUCAGUGUGAUUAAUUUCAUUUAAUGCUGAUUAUGUAUUAUUCAGACACAGCUCAGCCCUUCUUUAUAAUGCAGUAAUAUUAAAUAAUUAAAUCAUUUCCGCAAAUUCUUACCUUAGUGAAUAUACUUAAUAAAAUGAAU
This is a messenger RNA of Spea bombifrons (plains spadefoot toad), 2643 nucleotides long. RefSeq names its product proton channel OTOP2-like. Gene Ontology annotation, cellular component: membrane. The record is from RefSeq and is a predicted model, not a curated record. NCBI's taxonomy places the organism in Eukaryota, Metazoa, Chordata, Amphibia, Anura, Pelobatidae. Bases 309 to 2036 code for a protein of 575 amino acids. Gene Ontology annotation, biological process: proton transmembrane transport. The transcript has 7 exons. Gene Ontology annotation, molecular function: proton channel activity.